GACACGAGCAAAGCGAACGGAAAGGUGUGCGGGCCAAGAGGCGCGGGAGCGAGGGGUAGCGAAGAGCAAGUGACGAACUUACGGCCAACAGCAGCAGCAACAACAACAACGGCAACCGGCCCGUUUGGAGCAGCGCGCAUGCCACACACAGUUUAAAUAUGUGAAAUUAGUACAAAUCGUGAUUUCAACAGCGAACGACGAGCGGCGAACGAGCGUCGACGAAGUGGCGACAAAAAAAGCACGAGCGAGCAGCAGCAGCAAUAGCAAUUGCCACAGGCAACAACAGUGGCAGCCCCAACAACAACAAUCGCUAGGCCAGAAAAGCAGCAACACAAGUCACCUCAGUAACUAAAGCAGCAACCAAAUCAAGUGAUAACAUCAAGCGAUACAGCUGCAGCAACAUCCGAUGCCACAACUGCAACACAAAGAGCAACGCAAACGUGGCAACAACAACACCACACUGGGGCGCCUACAACAACAUGCAAUAAAACAGCUGAUAGCGACGGCAGCAACAACAAAGCCUGGCAUUAUCAAGCGAGCAACAACAGGUCGCGAAAAAAAAAAACAAGAAGCCCGCCUGCUGCAGCACUCACACACACACAGCGAGCACAGUGAAGAGCGGGUGUGUGUGUGUGUGUGAGAGAGAGAGGCAAAGGCUAAAGGCAACGGCAAAGUCGCACACCUUUGCGUUGAUUUUGGACGUCGCGACACGGCGCUCACCAGUUGGCGCUUUCGCUCUCUCCCGCUCGCGCUCCCCAUCUCUCUCUCCUUCGCACAAAGUGCAGCUGAGCUGCCGCUGCCGCCGCCGCCGCACUUGCCGCUGCCACAAAUACAACACAAACACGGCCAGCUGAACGAACGCUCAACGCUCGCCGCCGCCGCUGCUGCCGCCAGUCGAAAGUCAAAAGCAACGUGUUGUGGACGCUUUUUUCGUCGCGUCGUUGCGUUGCGUUCUCUCUCUCACUCCUUUUCCUAUCACCAACACACACACACACACCUUACAACCGCCCACCGCCCACCGCCCACAACCCACCCACCAACCCCCCCACCCCCUCGCAGGCUGGGCAAAACUUUCACCGCAACAACAACCACAACAACAAUGUCCAGCAGCGCAGCAGCAGCGCAGUUCAAGCUCGAUGCCAACUCCAAUGCCAUUGCUUUGAUAGCCGAUGUUGCCUCGCUGCCACUCCCACUUUCGCCCACUGCAACAACAACGGCCACGGCAACAGGGACGGGGACAACGACAACAACAACAACGCCAGCUGAUCGCGUUGAAUGGUCCCGCUCAACGAUCCUCAACUUCAUCGAGGACUAUCGCCGGCAGCGAGUCCUUUGGGAUCCCAACACCAAGGGCUACCACAUCAAGCAGACCAAAUACGAGGCCCUGAAGCUGCUAAGUCAGAAAUAUGGCACUGAGAUACGAUCCAUAAGAUCGAAGAUCAAAUCCCUGCGCAGCUCCUUUCAUCGGGAACAUGGAAAGGUCCUGAGCGGCCGAGGUCGCGGGGUCAUCUAUCAGCCCAUGUGGUUCGCCUACGAGGCGAUACGCUUCAUUCUGGAUGGCGAACGGGAUCAGGAUCAGGUGCAGGAUCAAGAUCCAGAUGGUGAGGCGGAAACGGAAGCGGACGAGAAGCUAACCCUGAUGCACAGUCUGGACCUGGAGCAGCUGAAGGCGGACAAGCUUGUAGAUAGGGACAUUAUACUGCAGGUGGAGCAGCAGCAGCAGCAGCACGACGAGCUUACCGCUCGCAUUGCGGCCACUGUGGCCGCCGUCGCCGCCGCUGCAGCCGCCGCAAAUGCCCGGGAUCUGGAGCGGGAACGGGAGCGGGACGAGCGGGAUGCCGCUGGCGAUUUGGAUACCGCUCGGGAAAUGGAACUCGAGGAGGCGGCGGCAGCGGGCGCGGUCGAAUCCUCCUCGGCGGCUGUGACACGUUCCUCUUCCGAUUUGGAUGGCGAGAAUUACUGCAAUAUCAGCGCCGAAGAUGUGAAAACAGAAAUUAUCGAACACGAAUCGGAGCUGGGGAUGCUGGAUCGACGGACGAGCACGCCGUCGCCCAUAAAUUACUACAAGCCGACGGACCUGACGUACAACCACCGCAAGCGCAAGAUGGGCGUGGAGCACGUUUUGACAUUGACGCCCAUCAAGGCGGUGGGCGGAGCGGCGGGGGCGGGCGGAUCCGCUGGCCAGCAGCAGCAGCAGCAGCAGCAGAUGAACCACAGCCAGCUCGCGUUUCAGGCGCUCCAGCAGCACUUUAGCCACAAUCACAGCCUGAGCCUGAGCCACUGCAACGGGCAACCGCAGCAGCAGCAGCAGCCGCACCACCACCACCACCACCAGCAACAUCAGCAGCAGCAAUCGUUGCAUCUGCAGCAGCAGCAACAGCAACAACAUUCCAGUAACAUGGCACAAAAACGUGAUCGUGAUCGUGAUCUCUCAACGUCAAAUGGCAACGGCAACGGCAACAGCAACUGCAACAACAGCGGCAGCAGCAACAGCAACAUAGCCGGCCACACCAGCAACACCUCGCUGGACCCAGCAGCAACAUCCAGCAAUUGCAGCUCCGGCAGCAACAGCAACACCACGCCCCCCAAACCGCUCAUCGGGGGCGGUGGCCUGAGUGCCAAUCAUGUGGACGAAUAUGGGGUAUUCGGGGAAUACGUGGCCAUAACCAUACGCAAACUGAAGACAUCCAAGUCGAAGAUCGUGGUGAAGCACCUGAUCAACAAUCUGCUCUACGAGGCCGAGCUGGGGAAGUACGAUCAGGGGAUGCCGGCCAGCAAGGAGCCACCGCAGCUGUACAAUAUGCAAUAGGGGUGGGAAAUACCGUCGACGGGACCACCAAAAUAUCUAGACAAACUAAACGGGGGAGAGACAACCAACGCACUAGUCAGCAAAGCAACAAUGGGUCAAAACCAGAGCCAACAAUUCUAAAAAGAGAAACAAAAACCUGGGGGUUUAGCACACGGGGUAGCGGGGGACAUGAGCAUUUCAUUCAGGGACAAAGACCAUAUAAGUACUUUAUCUAUAUACAUUUAUUAACACAUAAACGAUAUCAGUGAGUAUAUCCGAAGUCAGUCAGUCAGGGGAGUGCAGUUGAAGUAGGGAUGAAACAAACAUACCAUUAAUUAAAUUGAAUUAAUUAUAAAUGCUUUACGUUAACUGUGUACUUUUAUGCACACUCCCAUAUACACGUACAUAUUGGUGUAUAUACAUUCUACGUUUAUAAAUAUAUUUUUUAUGAUUAUCGUUUUUUGAUUUCACAGGCGUUAUAUUUUUGAUUUUCGUUUUAUUAUAUUUACAUUUGGCAAUAACACUUUGAACUCAGGUGCCUUUAUUUUUUUAGUCAAUUAAGCCUUGUUAUCUUAUGCAUAAAAGCGAAACAGCAAACAAAUGAGAAAUGAUUGCAAAAAAUCUACAUGUAAAGCAAAUAAAUGAAGCCGUAACAACAUGUAAAUUUAAUUAACUUUUUAUCGCAUAUGCAAAUCCAUAUGUAUAAACUUAAUUCUGUAAAUAGUCUAAAAAAAACGAGAAGAGAAAAUAAUGAAACAUGAAAUGUGCAAAUCUUAAUUUUUGUUAUGCAUAACUAAUUUGAUUCGAGCGAAGGGCUCCAAAUAAAAAUGCAGAAAUGUUGAAUUUCAUUUUGAAAAUGA
Drosophila subpulchrella is the source of this 3648-nucleotide messenger RNA. It is a transcript of the gene Dyro, whose product is annotated as homeobox protein cut. The transcript is spliced from 4 exons. The record is from RefSeq and is a predicted model, not a curated record. Lineage: Eukaryota; Metazoa; Arthropoda; Insecta; Diptera; Drosophilidae. The coding region runs from base 1100 to 2809 and encodes 569 amino acids.